Beauveria bassiana ARSEF 2860 is the source of this 1656-nucleotide messenger RNA. RefSeq lists its product as uncharacterized. The record is from RefSeq and is a predicted model, not a curated record. The transcript has a single exon. NCBI's taxonomy places the organism in Eukaryota, Fungi, Ascomycota, Sordariomycetes, Hypocreales, Cordycipitaceae. Bases 1 to 1656 code for a protein of 551 amino acids.
AUGUUAGCUCUACCUACCUCCGACCCUCUGCCACCUCUUGUGGUUUCUUCCGUUCUCCACAGCCCCACCACCGCCAUUGAUAGCAAUCUCCCCAGCGACCAGCUUCUCGAGAUUAUGGGACCGCAUCUUGAGAACAGAAACAAGAAGAAAUCGAGGGCUGCAUCUUCAACGGCUAUUCUCAUUGAUGAUGAUGGAUCUGAUGGUCCUCAAGAUGCUCGCGUGGCGGCAAACGACUCGACUUACGUCAGGUCCUACAGCCGGGCUCUGUUGUUCAAUCUGGCCUCCUUUAUCCUCCCAGCUCUCUACAGCACCCUUUCCAAGCUGUGGGUAGCUCGCAUCGACGCUUCCCUCGUCUCAACUACCGACACCUACACCUACAUUGGCGUUGUUGUCGAAAUCAUCAAUGAAGGACUUCCUCGCGCGGCCUGGGUCAUCAUUGGUGACAAGGCCUCGCGGAGUCUGGCCCAGCGCCUGGCCCUCACCCACACGCUCAUACUCACGCAGGCUGCCCUGGGCUUCGUAAUGAGCAUCGCCUUUGCCGCUGCCGCCCCGGCUUUUGCCAAGUCCUUUGUUCCGGGCCAGAUCCGAACCGUGAGCGUCUCCUACAUACGAAUCACCGCCUUUACGGCGUUGAGCAGCACUGUCGAGGUGGCCGUAUCCUCUGCUACAAGAGCUCUGGACCGACCGGAUGUUCCCUUCAUCAUCAGCAGUGCCAAAUUUGCCAUCAAUAUUGUCCUUGACCUCUUGAUCGUUUCGCCAUUCCACGUCGGGAACCACACGCCCUCGGUGCUGCAUCAGGCUGCCAUCCUACUCUCCUGUAACCUCGUAUCCGCCCUGGCUGGCACAGUAUACUUCCUCUGGCGCAACUCGCUCGUCGCAUCUAGGAUCCAUAACUUUGGCCACAAAUCAAGCAGACCUACGCCUCGGCUCUUGCUUGUACUGGCGCGCCCUGGCCUCUUUACCUUGAUCGAAUCCGCCAUUAGAAAUGUUCUGUACCUCUGGCUCGUCGCUAACAUUGUCUCCAUGGGAUCCACGUACGCAACUGCCUGGGGAGUGUUCAAUACCAUCCGCUGGGGUCUGAUUAUGGUACCGGUCCAAGCCCUGGAACAGACAUCGCUCACGUUUACCGGCCACAUGUGGGGAGCCUUCAGAAACAGUAUUGGCACGUCAACGUUGCAGCCUGUUGUCGACAUUCGUACGGCUCUGUCUAUAAUGCGCCCAGCUGGGGCAUCUCUUGUAAUAGCCCUAGUCUUUGAGGUCCCAGUGUGUUUGUUCUUGUCCUUCUUUGGUGCUCGACCUUUUGCACGAUAUCUUUCCGGCUCUGAUGAUGUUGCCGACAUCACAGCGAUGAUGUGGCGUACUAUCGAUUGGUGCUAUAUCUUCUAUGCAAUGUCCACGCAAAUGGCUACCGUUCUCCUCGCAACAAGACCGCGCUGGUACCUAUGGCAGAGUUUAGUGAGUAACCUACUCUAUGUGUUGCCAUGGGCCAUAGUGUGUCAGACGGCCAACCUAAACGCUGAGCGGGCUUGGACAUAUCACUCUUUUGUUUUUGGCGGAAGCUUGGUGUUUAGUUUUGUCGACAUUCUUCUCAUCGACAGUUUGUGGGUUUGGGCCCUGAAAACCGGCAGGAUGAAAUUGGAGACCCUCAGGACAUGA